Molecule: messenger RNA, 2214 nt
Organism: Oldenlandia corymbosa var. corymbosa
Lineage: Eukaryota; Viridiplantae; Streptophyta; Magnoliopsida; Gentianales; Rubiaceae
Source: the annotation of a GenBank genome assembly
AUGAAACAACAUCGUAGUAGCGGUUGGCGUUGUUGGCCCCAGGAUUUUUGUUGCUAUUUUAAUGCCAUUCCAAGGGAUUUGCAACUUGAAAUUUUCAAAAAGCUUGAUGCAAUUAGCAUUGGAACGUGUAGACUUGUUUCGAAGUUGUGGAACAAAAUUCUUACGGGUAAUCAGACGAUGUUGAUGCUACGCGAAACUCAUUUAGUUUCAAGUCAUUGUGAUAUAUUGUUUGUGUGUCAAGCAACAAGUAAGGAAUCAGAUAUUAAUUUGAUAAAGUUCAACGUGGUGUCUACAAAAAAUAAUGAAGUGUCGUUCAUCAACAAAAGGAUGCAUGCUUAUAUUCAUCACGAUGAUAUUCGUCUUGUGAUGCCGAUUACAUGUGAUUUGGUGGCUUUGCGGACGGCAUAUACUGUUCGGAUAUUGAAUCCUACAACCGGAGAAGUUCGGGAGUUGUCGCAACCGUUUGAUGCAAAGAGUGUUAUUGAUUAUGUGUUUUGGUCUUUCAAUUUUGGUUUUGCACCUGGUAUAGAUGAAUAUGUGGUGUUUAUCUUGCGUAUGCUUCGCGACCAAACAAUGGAAGGGAGGAUGUUGAAUUGGAGGCUCAAUGAGGUAUUAACUUCUAAAAAGAGAGCGUGGAAAGACGUAUGUGAUCGUUGUCCACAUGUCGUCAAUAGCGGAAUAGUGGUGGAUCGAUAUGUUUAUUUACCGAUUUGUAAAAGCUCAAACUAUGGGGUGGAGGGUUUUACAGAAGAUGAGGAGUUGGUGUCUUUUGAUAUAUGUCAGCAAAAGUUUGAAAUUAUUUAUGGACCUGGUGGUGCGUCAUGGAACGCUAAGGAUUGUGGUGUGGACAAAGAUCUUGUGCUUUUGGAUCUUAAUGGGUUGCUUUGUAUUACAAAUCCUUGGUACAUUAUUGUUAAACGUUAUUUUGAAAUUUGGUCUUGGAAAAAGAAGGGUGACGGCAACGGUGAAGUUGAUGUAUGGUGUUGGAAUAUGGAGUUCAAUACUUAUAUGUCAUUUUGUACACCUGAGGGGUUGCCGAUAACUCCUCUUUCAGCUCCUUUUGAGCGUAAUUGGAUUCGGUGUUUCUUUUUAUGCUUGUCGACAAGGACUUUCGGAAUGGAAGGAAAUCGUUUCAGGCGGCGACUUUGGUGCUUCUUGGAGUUGGACCUUUCUUUUGAUAACAUUCCAAACGAAUUGGCUAUUGAAAUCUUCAAAAAGCUUGAUGUGAUUAGUAUUCGUAGAAUGGACAAUGAGGUUACAAUCAUUAACGAACAGAUGCGUGUGUUUAUCUGUGAGCGUAGGGUCCAUCGUGUGUUACCUAUAACUUGCGACCUAAUUGGAUUGCAAAUGGCGUAUACAAUGAAGGUAUUGAAUCCAACUACUGGAAGAGUGCGGAAGUUGCUAGAACCAUUUAUUUCUAAGGGUAAUAAAGAUUAUGUGUAUUGGUCUUUCAAUUUUGGUUUAUCGUCUUGGAUGGGAGAGUACGUGGUACUUAUAUUGCACAUGCUUUGGGAUCGUACUAUGGAGGCGAGGAUGAUGAGUUGGAGGUUCAAUGAGAAAUUAAGUCCUCGUAAGAAAGUGUGGCGGGAUGUCGCUGGCCAUUGUCCACGUUCUGUUGAUAACGGUUUGGUGAUUGGUCGACAUGCUUAUAUGCCGGUAGAUAGGUAUUUGAAUAAAGAUGUGAAGGGAUUUUCAGAAGAGGAGAUUCUAGUUUCAUUUGACAUAUCUGAUCAGAGGUUUGAAAUUAUUUGUGCACCUGAAGGGGCUUCAUGGAGCGCUCAGGAUUAUACUCUGGACAAAAGAGUUGUGUUGUUGGAUCUUAACGGGGUUCUCUGUGUAGCUAAUCCUGGUUACGUUCUUCUGAAGCGUCAUUUUGAGAUUUGGUCUUGGAAGAGGUUCCCUAGGACUAGUGAUGCAGGAGAUGCGUGGGGCUGGAAUUUGGAGUUCAACACUUAUAUGCCUAUGUCUAUGGAGAUGUGGAUUCCGAUGACCCCUCUUCCAGCACCUUUUGAUCAUAAUUGGAUGCGGACGUUGUUUUUAUGCCCUAAGGCAUCAUUUCGCGGAGAGUUCCUUAUGAGUGGCUAUGAUUAUAGCAAUUACAUUAUAUUUGAUCCUGUUAGCGGAUGCUAUAGAGAUGUUAAGAAACCUCCCCUUUUUGAGGACAAGUUUGAUGUCUCGGUUGGGUUUUAUUGGCCACGUUCGGCACAUUUUUAG